Vespula pensylvanica (western yellowjacket) is the source of this 2073-nucleotide messenger RNA. It is a transcript of the gene Zyx, whose product is annotated as lipoma-preferred partner homolog. NCBI's taxonomy places the organism in Eukaryota, Metazoa, Arthropoda, Insecta, Hymenoptera, Vespidae. The coding region runs from base 268 to 1899 and encodes 543 amino acids. Gene Ontology annotation, biological process: cell-cell adhesion. The transcript is spliced from 6 exons. Gene Ontology annotation, cellular component: focal adhesion; stress fiber. The record is from RefSeq and is a predicted model, not a curated record.
AAAUAUCUCUAGUACACAGGCAGCUAACAGCACAAUCGGCCUUGGGUGUGGUACAAGCAGAGCCACACGAGUUUUGAAUUUCGGGUAAUGUAAGAAUCAUUGGAAAGGAAUUUCUGAGGUUACAAGAUAAGGAAGUGUGAAUCAGCCGUUCGAUCAAAGUGACCAUAGUGCGACGACGAAUUUUACAAACGAUAGAAUAUUUUCCAACUUAGUGUUAACAUUGGUCUAAAUUCUUUUUUAAAUAUACAUUUUUGGCUCACCGGAAAAAUGUCUAAUGUUAAUAAUUUGGAGCAACAUAUUGCAAACUUGCAAAUCAAUCAUGGCGAUAAUACAAUCAAAAUGGUUAAAUCUGGAAAGAAAGUUGGUCCUGCUGUACCACCAAAACCAAAAAAAUGUCAACCUCAGAUACCACAAAGUUAUUCAAUAAAGGCAGCACCAACACCAUCAUAUAGCACUGUACUCAAUAAUGCUGGAACAAAUGAAAAAUCUACAAACCUAUAUAUGAAUUCACCUUCUCCAUAUGUAUCAAUGAACAUGGAAAAAAAUGAUUUUAACAUACCAACAUUGACUAAUGGAAAAGAGACUGUGAAACUAUAUCAAAAUAAUGAAAAUUUCUAUGUACAUCAAACAAAAGAGAAGUUUGAACCUAAAUAUGGAUAUGAUGAGAAAAAUUAUUAUUCAAAUGUUGGAAAUUUACCAGCUCCUCAAGUGCCAGUAGAAGAUCGCAAUGAUAGAGCUACAAAUAGUGCAGUAUAUAGUAAUGUUGAAUCUCCAGCACCUAUUUCUGUUCCUGUACCAAAAAAAACAGAGAAAGAUAUCAUUUACAGUAAUAUACAAUGGAAUCCAAAAUCAGAGAAUACUUACAGUAAUCUUCCACCUACUCAUACCAGUGACGACUUACCACCACCUCCUGAGCCUUCAGAAUACGUUGCUUGCAUUCCAGGAAAUUCAUUUCCUCCACCUCCUGAAGAAUUGCCACCACCGCCUAGUCCUGUCUCUUCCAGUUAUAGCGAAUUAAGACGUGCAACUUAUCAAACUGAUUUUCCUGCUGGAAAUUAUCCAAAUGACAUUUAUGGUCCAAGUUCUCAAUCUAGCUCAACAUAUGAAUCUAUAUACGAACCUAUUAAUCCUAGACCACCAUCUCAACUAUCUUGUAAUUAUUCAAUGUAUUCUGGAUAUGGAUCUGCUACUUCAACUCAACCACAAGGCAAAGUAUCUCCUGUGAAAGAAGUUGAUGUUCUAACUGAUUUGUUAGUUCAAGGAAUGUCAGAUAAUAGCGAAGAAAGUGAUAUAUAUGGUAUUUGUGCACAAUGUGGAUGUAAAGUAGAAGGAGAGGGUACAGGUUGUUCUGCAAUGGAUAAAGUCUUUCAUAUAAAUUGUUUCUGUUGUUAUGUCUGUAAAGUCAACCUACAGGGUAAACCUUUCUAUUCAUUGGAAGGUAAACCAUAUUGUGAAGAAGAUUACUUAAACACUUUAGAAAAGUGUUGUGUAUGUACUAGGCCAAUACUUGAUAGAAUAUUAAGAGCUACUGGGAAACCUUAUCAUCCAUCUUGCUUCACAUGUGUAGUUUGUGGGCAAAGUUUAGAUGGUAUACCUUUUACAGUAGAUGCUACAAAUCAGAUACAUUGUAUUCAAUGUUUCCACAAAAAAUUUGCACCUCGUUGUUGUGUGUGUAAAUUACCCAUCAUGCCUGAACCUGGCCAAGAUGAAACGGUACGCGUUGUUGCUCUGGAUCGCAGUUUUCAUAUUCAAUGUUACAAAUGUGAAGAUUGUGGUUUAGUAUUAUCUUCUGAUUCAGAAGGUCGUGGCUGUUAUCCUCUAGAUGAUCAUGUGUUAUGUAAAAGUUGUAAUGCAAGUCGCGUACAAGCAUUAACAUCUCAUAUGACUACAGAAUUAUAAAUUUUACUAAAAUUUGAUUCCAUGAUUAGAUUUUCAUAUUCAUAUAUCAUAUGUUUGAUUAAUACUUCAAACAUUUUUAAAUGCUAUUUCUAUCUAUUGUUUAAAGAAAUCAGAAUUAAAUUUAGAACUUACUUACUCCAUAGCAAAUAUAUAUAUAUAUAUAUAUAUAUAUAU